AUGUUAUUGAAAGAUGCGAUAUGGACAGAGAAUGAGAGGAAGGAGAAUUUGAUAGAAUUAUCAAAGAGGUUAGAUGGAUUGGGUUUCAAGGUGAUACCAUUAGAAUUGUCGAAGGAGUUGUAUGAGGGUUUGACAGGACCAUACAAAUCAUUGAAGGAUGCGAAGAGGAUCUAUAAAGGGACAGACGGAGUAGGAUACAAGAAGGCUCUAGGUGAUUUAGAGAAAUUGCAUGGCGUGUCAUGGAAGAGAUGGAACAAGCCACUAUCAUAUACAAUGAAUGUAAUAAGAACAAGACCAAUAUCAGGGUUAGGAAUAAUAGGAAAAUCAUUGAGAAUAGAUGAUGAUACAUACAAGAUAGAAUUGACGGAUGAGAUGAAGGAGUUAUUGAAGGAGUGGGAGAGUGCGGCGCAGGUGGUGAUAAUGUCAGGUGAGGGGAAACAGUACAUCUUUAAGGAAGCUGAGAGCGUGAAAGGGUUCAAGAAGUUGUUGAACAGUACGAUAGAAUUGUUGGAUAAUAUAUCAUAUGUAUGUGAAUAUCCGUAUCACAAUCCGACGGUGAUAUUCAGGUCAGAUGUGUUAUCAGAGGUUCCAGGAUCUUUUAAGGAGUUUUAUGAGAAGGAGGUGAAGGAACGCAUGAAGGGAACUAGGCCAAUAAGGCUGAAGAAGUAUGAGAGUAUAAAUAAUAUGAAUAUGAUAAAGUUCAAUGAGAUGGCGGAUUGGGACAUAUCAAAGGAGCAUGAUGGGAAAGAGAUGGUUUACGCCAUUGCAGAGUAUAUUAGGGAGAGUGGAUGA
Guillardia theta CCMP2712 is the source of this 792-nucleotide messenger RNA. RefSeq lists its product as hypothetical. The transcript has 2 exons. The record is from RefSeq and is a predicted model, not a curated record. The coding region runs from base 1 to 792 and encodes 263 amino acids. NCBI's taxonomy places the organism in Eukaryota, Cryptophyceae, Pyrenomonadales, Geminigeraceae.